CGAUUACCUUAGGUAGGUAGUGUUGAGUAUUUUACGUUUCAAAAGGAUCGCGCGGUGAAAUGAAUCAUGCCGCAUCUCGGUGCAUGGUGGUUAUAGUGGGUGACCUAGUCACAUGAAGACGCGCAAAACUCAAAUCCUGCGAUCUGGCGGCCUGAAAUAUAGUGUACAGUGGGAUACAGUAAACGUUGCAACAAACCCCUGUUCUUGCCAUGCUUUCCGUGUUACUUUUCUCCUGAGGCGCCAGAAGCGACGACUACAGCAUAGCAGAAGCAUCUCUCAUCCCCAGAGCAAACGUUGUUCACGCUGGCGCUCCUGGACCGCGGAUUCUUUGGUCGAUCCGGGCGGAACGCUUUUAAUUGCAUUCGCAGAAUACCUCUAACACGUGUCAUUCCUGGAUGCGCCUUCGGUCGACCCGGGGGAGGGACUGGGACAAUGGCUCCUGGGACCGGCGACAAGAAGGCUGAGAAGUCAUAUCUGGCCUCGGCCGUGGACUCGAUCAAUCCUUGGGCUGGGAGCCGGAGCUCAAUAGCCACCACAGCCAAAGAUCCCAAGGAUCCCAAAGAUGCUAAAGAUCUCAAAGAUCUCCAAGAUCGCCAGCAAAGCCCACUUCCGAGCCCCAUCACCAGCGCCGACCACAUUACCAAUCCCCUGUACGGCAAGAGCUUCAAGACAUAUCCUCCCGACUGCCCCAAGCCAAACGUCCACUGGUUUCACGCCGCUGAUAUCCCGAAGCGGAAGCCCAAGUUCCUGAAGGGAAAGCAAACUGUCGACGACGACAAGAAGCCGCCACCGCGACCGAAGAAAUUUGUUGGCUUUUCGCCGGCAGACUCCAAGGCCAUCGAAGCUGCAUACCAAACGAGGUUGGAAGAGCUGGAGCGGGAGGAGCGAGGCGGCAGAGCAAAAGGGUCAUCGUCGAGUGUGCGAGCCGGCCUCAAACGACCACGGCCCGUAUCUGGAGAAGGCGGCCCGAACACCAGCCUAGGGAAUGACGGAGACGGGCGCCGGACGAAAGUACCCGUGAACGAGGAUUUCCUAUUCGACGUCGACAUUGACGCCCGGGAGCUGGCGCCGAUUUUCUGGCUUGGCCCUGUUUAUGACGUGCGCCGUGGAAGCUGGUUCUAUCAGGAGGGCUCCCACCUGCGCCCAUGUGAAGAGAACCUCGCCGCUCAACUCGAGGAGGGCUACCUGAAGACCAAGCCAUGGCAGUACCCCGCAAGGAUCCGCAGUAACUCUGGAGUGCAGCGCGUAACACCAAAACCCUCCUCCGAGAAUCUCAAGGUUCCUUCGACUGCUGUGCCUGCUUCUGUAGCUGCCCAAGGCGAUGGUGCCUCUAAGCCCACUCCAGCACUACCACAGCAUCAACCGCAGACGUAUCGUCUGUUCGGAACAUAUAUGAACAGCAUCGUUACCUAUCAUGAUUCCACCACCGCCUGGCUCUCCUCGGACGGUGUUUUGUCAUGGGUAACGUCGACAGUAUACGAGAGAUUCUCAGGAGGCGGGUACAUGAGCGGCGUGAAGGUAGUGCGUGGGUACUCGGAGCCGAAGAAGGCCAAGGACGACAAACGCCCAUCGACACCUACUGGGACAAAGUCCAACACUGCAGAAGCGGACGAAAAGCAGCAAAAGAUGCUGAAGCGGAGAUCUGCGCCUCCUAGUGCGAAGUCGGACGCCGCGGAGCAGUCUUCUUCGAGCAAGGACGAAGACGUGGAGCUAGAAAGCAGGCAGAACUUCCUGACGCGGAAAUUGUCCAACCUUCUCGAAACAGACCCGGAGGAGAAGGAGAAGGCCAUCCGCGAACAAGAACAGGACGAGAUCGAGGAUGACUACAAUCCGGGCGUCGGCGAAACCCAGGGUCGCGAAAUCGAGCAUCUCGUGCUUGUCACCCAUGGCAUCGGCCAGCUCUUAUCGCUCAAGAUGGAGAGUAUCAACUUCGUCCAUGAUGUCAAUGUCCUGCGGAAGACAUUGAAGUCGGUCUAUUCCAGCUCGGCUGAUCUCAAGGCACUCAAUAGCGAGCUUGUUGGAGAAGGUGGAUUCGGUAACUGCCGAGUCCAGGUGCUACCGGUUUGCUGGAGACACCUGCUCGAGUUUCCGAAACGGAGGGAGAAGAAGGGAGAACACGAUAUCAGCGAAACGUUCGACGAGGAAGACGACUAUCCAAGUCUAGAUGACAUUACUAUCGAGGGAGUGGCAUUUGCUAGAUCACUCAUCUCUGAUCUCGCGCUCGAUGUUCUCCUCUAUCAGAGCGCGUACCGAGAGCAGAUUGUUGAAAUCGUCCUCAAAGAGUCCAACAGGAUAUAUAAGCUGUUCAAGCUGAGGAAUCCGGAUUUCAAGGGCAAGGUCCACCUCGUUGGUCAUUCUCUGGGGUCUGCCAUCUUGUUUGACAUACUCUGCCGGCAGAAGGAGAAGAAGGCGGGGCCCGAACCAUCCAGGAACCCCCUUCGCAUCUGGCCUUCCCAAGACAGGUACGAGCCAAAGGAACCGAAGGAACUGGCGUUCGAUUUCGAAGUGGAUGACUUCUACUGCCUGGGCUCGCCAAUUGGUCUAUUCCAGAUGCUCAAGGGCCGCAGCGUCGCGGCUCGACAGCUUCCUAAUGCCGUCCCGUCGGUAAGCCCCCUGGACCUCGAUUACCUCGACGACUCCUUCUUCAACGCUUCCGCGGCGAGUACGCACCCUGAGCAACGCGUAUCCCCCAUCACUGGCCUACCAUAUAGCAUUUCAUCUCCCAAAUGCGAGCAGCUCUUCAAUGUCUUCCACCCGUCCGAUCCCAUCUCGUACCGCAUCGAGCCGCUCAUCUCCUCGGCCAUGGCGUCGCUCAAGCCACAGGUCCUUCCGUACACAAAGAAGAGCAUCUUCGGCACGGUGGCGCCGCACAGCCUCACGGGAAUAGGGACAAAGGUGGGCCAGAGCGUCAGCGGGCUAUGGAGCAGCUUCAGCGCCGGAAUAGCCAACAGCUUGCUGAAUCGCAGCCUGGGACUCACCCAGGAGGAAGUCAACAGCAUCACGGCGUCCCAACAGCAGCAAAAACAACUGCAAAACCAGCACCCGGCGAGCCCCGGCGCGGGGACCAACAUCGGGGGCGGCGUCAUCUCCGAGACAGACCUGUCGGACGCUGCGAAGGCGGAGAAGGCGGCGGAGCGCAAGCGCCAACUCGCGAAGGGGACGGGGAGGACGAGCUCGAGCGGCAACGAGAUGACGCUCAUCGACGACGAGCUGGAGACGCUGUUCAGCCGGUUCCAGAAGAGGCGGGCGGACCUCGCCAAGGAGAAUGUCAAGGACAAGGGCACCGGCGAGGCGGGGACCUCCUGGGUAGAGGAGGAACAGAAGGCGCAGAAGCUGCGGAGGGAGGAGAUGAAGGUCCGGGCACUGAACCGGAACGGGAGGGUGGAUUACUGCGUCCAGGAGAGCGUGCUAGACUUCAACCCGAUGAAUACCAUCGCAUCGCAUAUGAGCUACUGGCAGGACGAGGAUGUCGUUCACUUCAUGCUGUCGCAGCUACUGUCGAGUAAGGCGGCAACACCGAGGGGGAAGGAAUAGAAGGUUGGGAGGGACAUGGUGCAACAUGUUGGACUUUUGUUGUUUUUGAUUUACGGUGCGAAUAGAGACGCAGUAUAGGUAGAUCUGGAGCAGGAUAGAGCGUCUAUUUAUUAAACGUUUUCGAAAUUGUCCCUCCUGAUUCUCAUUUUCCCCUCUCCGUGUUACCCCCUUCUACCCAUUUCCCACCAGUUGUCAGCAUUGGAACCUGGAAUCUUAACGCACUGUAAUAAGGGCUUGGAUCAAAGUUAAGAGUCGCUGGGAUGAAGUCCCCUUGACAUCAUACCCCACUUUCAUACCCCAUUUCUGUACCCGCCGUCCCGCUGGCCCCCUGUCAGUUUUAAUGGGGCUGACGGGAUACAUACUUUGUCCCUGAGAGACUUGACGACACCU
Molecule: messenger RNA, 3924 nt
Organism: Phialemonium atrogriseum
Lineage: Eukaryota; Fungi; Ascomycota; Sordariomycetes; Cephalothecales; Cephalothecaceae
Product: DDHD domain-containing protein
Exons: 5
Coding region: 433-3534 (1033 amino acids)
Cellular component (GO): cytoplasm
Molecular function (GO): glycerophospholipase activity; metal ion binding
Source: RefSeq, a predicted model, not a curated record